Messenger RNA from Solanum pennellii, 1956 nucleotides. Its product is annotated as beta-amylase 3, chloroplastic-like. Bases 57 to 1685 code for a protein of 542 amino acids. The transcript is spliced from 4 exons. Gene Ontology annotation, molecular function: beta-amylase activity. Lineage: Eukaryota; Viridiplantae; Streptophyta; Magnoliopsida; Solanales; Solanaceae. Gene Ontology annotation, biological process: polysaccharide catabolic process. The record is from RefSeq and is a predicted model, not a curated record.
AAUCCCUACCUCUUCUAUUUUUCAAACUUCAAUUUACAACAAAAACACAAAAAAAAAUGGCUUUAACACCUUGUUCUUCAACUUCUUUUAUCAAUAAAAAAGAAAGAAAAAAUUAUAGAACACAUGAUGAUAUCUCAAGCAUGAUUUGCUUUGCUAAAAUCAAUACACCAUCAUACAAUCUCAAAGCAAAAAGUUCCAAUCAAGAAGUUCAAUUCUUGAAUCCCAAUAUGGAAGAAAAAGAGAAAUUCCAUAUGCUUACAAGUGGUACUACUCAUAGCAACAAUAGUAGUACAAAAGUGCCUGUUUUUGUGAUGUUACCACUUGACACUACAUCAAUUGGUGGCAAUAUGAACAAGCCAAGAGCUAUGAAUGCUAGUUUGAUGGCAUUAAAAGGUGCUGGAGUUGAAGGGGUAAUGGUUGAUUGUUGGUGGGGUUUGGUUGAAAAAGAUGGACCUUUGAAGUAUAAUUGGGAAGGAUAUGAUGAACUUGUGAAGAUGGUUCAAGCAAAUGGAUUGAAGCUUCAAGUUGUCAUGUCUUUUCAUCAGUGUGGUGGUAACGUCGGAGAUUCCUGCAGCAUCCCUCUACCUCCAUGGGUACUUGAAGAAAUUAGCAAAAAUCCAGAUAUUGUGUAUACAGAUAGAUCAGGCAGGAGAAAUCCUGAGUACAUUUCUUUAGGUUGUGAUCAAUUACCAGUACUUAGAGGAAGAACACCAAUUCAAGUCUACACUGAUUACAUGACAAGUUUUAGAGAAAAAUUCAAGAAUUACUUAGGUGAUGUUAUAGUGGAAAUACAAGUGGGGAUGGGUCCUUGUGGUGAACUAAGAUAUCCAUCUUAUCCAGAAAGCAAUGGUACUUGGAGAUUUCCUGGUAUUGGUGAAUUUCAAUGCUAUGAUAAGUACAUGAAGGCUUCACUAGCAGCAUCAGCACAUGCAAUGGGAAACGAAUCGUGGGGCCGAGGUGGGCCCCACGAUUCUGGUCAGUACAACCAGUUUCCUCUGGAAACUGGUUUUUUCAAAAAGGAUGGUACAUGGAAUAGUGAAUAUGGACAAUUUUUCCUAGAAUGGUAUUCAAGAAAGUUAUUAGAACAUGGUGACAAUAUCCUAGCAUCAGCACAAGGCAUAUUCAAAGGAACAGGUUGUAAAUUAUCAGGCAAAGUAGCUGGAAUUCAUUGGCAUUAUAACACAAGAUCACAUGCAGCAGAGUUAACAGCAGGGUACUAUAACACAAGGAACAAAGAUGGUUACCUACCAAUAGCACGUAUGUUCGCGAAACGUGGGGUUGUUUUUAACUUUACAUGUAUGGAAAUGAGGGACGGGGAGCAGCCACACAGCGCGAAUUGUUCACCAGAAGGUUUGGUUAGACAAGUGAAAAACGCGACUAGAAAUGUUGGAGUAGAAUUAGCUGGAGAAAACGCGUUAGAGAGGUACGAUGGAGGAGGAUAUGCACAAGUUUUAAGCGCAAGCAGAGCAGACUCUGGAAAUGGAUUGAGUGCAUUUACAUACUUGAGAUUGAACAAAAGGUUGUUCGAGCCCGAGAAUUGGAGAAAUCUCGUUGAGUUUGUGAAGAACAUGUCGGAAGGAGGUAACACGAGGCUUUCAGAAUGCGAUUCGAGUAGAACGGACUUGUAUGUUAGAUUUGUCAAACAGAGUCAUGCUAAGAGAACUACAGAGGUUGCAGUUGUGUAGAGAGGUUCAUUUGGCCUCGGGGAUUUGGUUCAGUGGUAAGAGUGCAACAUAUGUCAGCCAACUGAAAUUUAUAGAUUUCUCGAUUAUAAAAUGUAACAUGUAAAAUAUAUAGUCACUCCUAUAGAGUAUAUAGCAUAUAAAGAUGAGAAUAAAUGCUAAAAUCUAUAUUAUAGUUUGAAAACUAUUUGUUAUUUCUGCAACUAUAGGACUCAAAUGAGUAUAUUCUUUUCUUUGUACAAAAUAAUAAUAAAUUUUGCCUUUCCACAUUUAA